This is a messenger RNA of Oppia nitens, 1664 nucleotides long. Its product is annotated as xaa-Pro dipeptidase-like. Bases 150 to 1640 code for a protein of 496 amino acids. Gene Ontology annotation, molecular function: manganese ion binding; metalloaminopeptidase activity. The transcript has 5 exons. Lineage: Eukaryota; Metazoa; Arthropoda; Arachnida; Sarcoptiformes; Oppiidae. The record is from RefSeq and is a predicted model, not a curated record.
AAACCUCAAUAUCAACAAUAUAUCAACACUUGAACUAAAUGUCACUUCUUUGCCAUAAUUCAUAUCAUUUAUUGAGUUGUCUUUUGAAAAGAUCGUCAGUUUAUUAGUGCUUUUAAAAUAAUUUUAUUGUUUUAAUAAUUAACCAAAAAAUGGCUCAACAAGAGAAAGGUGUCUUUCAAAUGGGUUGUCAUACUCUAAGUAUUGAUUCAUCUCUCCAUCGUCUCAAUCGUCAGCGACUCGUCAACCGAUUGAAACCAAAAAACUUGGGAUCAAAUGUGUUGAUUGUAUUACAGGGAGGAGAGACUAAAAAUAUGUAUUGUACUGAUAUAGAGCCCAUCUUUCGUCAGGAGUCAUACUUUCACUGGACAUUUGGUGUCCGCGAACCUGACUUUUACGGUGCUAUUGAUGUCAAUACUGGUCGCUCUUAUUUGUUUACACCUAAGCUUCCCGAAUCGUAUGCCAUUUGGAUGGGAAAACUAUUGACUCUUCAAGAGAUCCGCGAUAUUUAUGGUGUGGAUGAAGUGCAUUAUGUAUCAGAUAUUGCAAAUGUGAUUACAGGUCUCAAACCUGAACUUCUAUUGACACUCGAAGGACUAAAUAGUGAUUCGGGAUUAACGACUAGAGAAGCAGUUUUUGAUGGAAUCGGAAAAUUCAAAGUCAAUAAUAAAAUUCUUUACAAUGAGAUCACUGAAUGUCGUCUUAUUAAGACAAGCGCUGAACUGCAAGUUCUUAGAUAUACUAAUCGUAUCAGUAGUGAGGCUCACAAAGAGGUUAUGAAAAAUAUCAGAUCCGGAAUGACUGAAUACCAAUUGGAGUCUAUAUUUAAACACUAUUCAUAUUAUAACGGCGGUGCACGUCAUAUGUCUUAUACAUGUAUAUGCGGUUCGGGCGAUAAUGGAGCGACCCUUCAUUAUGGACACGCCGGUGCUCCCAAUGAUAAGGUUAUCAAUGACGGUGAUAUGUGUCUCUUUGAUAUGGGAUGUGAAUACUAUUGUUAUUCAUCGGACAUUACCUGUUCGUUUCCCGCUAACGGAAAGUUUACUUCCGAUCAAAAGAUUAUUUACGAAGCAGUUCUGAAAGCUAACAGAGCUGUUAUGGCAGCAGUAAAACCUGGAAUUUCGUGGCGUGACAUGCAUUUGCUUGCAGAACAAACUCAACUACAAGAACUUAUUAGACACGGAUUACUAAAGGGUGACAUCAAUGAUAUGAUGUCCGCUCGUUUGGGUUAUAUAUUUAUGCCACACGGAUUGGGACAUCUUAUGGGAAUUGAUGUACAUGACGUCGGUGGCUAUCUAGAGGAUUGUCCUCAACGUCCUAAAGAACAGGGUCUCAGCAGUUUAAGAACUUGUAGGACUCUAGAAGAAGGUAUGGUAUUAACUAUAGAACCGGGAAUUUAUUUCAUUGAAGCACAGCUUAAGAGAGCUAAAGAUGAUUCAAAUCUGUCAAAGUUUAUUGUGUGGGAUGUUAUCAAUAGAUUCAGAAAUUUUGGUGGAGUGCGAAUUGAAGAUGAUAUUGUGAUUACAAGCACUGGUAUGGAGUUAUUGACUGACGUUCCCCGAACUGUCGAUGAAAUCGAGGCAUUGAUGGCUGAGGGACGCAAACUUGAUGUCAAGUUUCCUCAACAAAAAAUGUUAAAAUAAAUCUUUUACGUUAAUUAUAAUAAG